AUAGUUGGAAAUAAACUUGUAUUAGUACCAUAUAAAAGGAAUCAUGUAGAAAAAUAUUGGGGAUGGAUGUCAAGCGAAGAAAUUAGGGAACAAACAGCAUCAGAUUUAUUAACCUUAGAGGAAGAGUAUGAAAACCAACAAAGUUGGUAUGAAGACGAGCACAAAAUAACAUUUAUUAUUUUAGACAAAGAUUUAUUAAAAGAUAGAGAAUGGCAAUCAAAUCAAGAUGACAUCGAAUCAAUGGUUGGUGAUGUAAAUAUAUUUUUUAACGAGUAUGAAGAUGAAGGUACAGGUGAGUUAGAGAUUAUGAUAGCUGAGAAUUCCAGCAGAAGAAAAGGUUUAGCAAAAGAAGCCUUGAAUAUAAUAAUGCAAUAUGCAAUUGAAAAGCUAUCAUCUAAAAAAUAUAUCGUUAAAAUUGGCGAAGAGAACCAAGCAUCCAUUCAAAUGUUUAAAUCUAUGGGUUUUGUUCAAGUUGGUGAAGUUAAUGUUUUUAAAGAAGUAAAUUUGGUUUUAGAGUUCACCGAUAAUGUAUUAUUAAAUUUAAAACAAUUAAACGAAAAUUUAAUUUACAAGCAAUGGGAAUAA
This is a messenger RNA of Dictyostelium purpureum, 585 nucleotides long. RefSeq lists its product as uncharacterized. Gene Ontology annotation, molecular function: N-acetyltransferase activity. Gene Ontology annotation, biological process: protein acetylation. The record is from RefSeq and is a predicted model, not a curated record. The transcript is spliced from 2 exons. NCBI's taxonomy places the organism in Eukaryota, Evosea, Eumycetozoa, Dictyosteliales, Dictyosteliaceae. The annotation marks the transcript as partial.